Molecule: messenger RNA, 866 nt
Organism: Capra hircus (goat)
Lineage: Eukaryota; Metazoa; Chordata; Mammalia; Artiodactyla; Bovidae
Gene: RAMP2
Product: receptor activity modifying protein 2
Exons: 4
Coding region: 141-674 (177 amino acids)
Biological process (GO): intracellular protein transport; G protein-coupled receptor signaling pathway; protein localization to plasma membrane
Cellular component (GO): membrane; signaling receptor complex; cell surface
Molecular function (GO): coreceptor activity
Source: RefSeq, a predicted model, not a curated record
CCCCGCCCCCCACGUGGCCGCAGCCGUCCCAGCCCCCGCGAGGAAGCUGCGCGGCUUCCUGCGGCUUGGGACCUGGAUAUAGGAGCCCCCGCCCGGGCCCGGCUCAGCGCCGCCGCUCCUCCUCGCCUGCUCGCCGUGCGAUGGCCUCGCUCCGGGCGGAGCGCGCUGUCGGCAGCCCGUGGCUCCCCGCCACCCGCGCCGGGCGACCGGCUGCGCUCCGCCUCCUCCUCCUGCUGGGCGCUGUCCUGAAGCCCCAGGAGUCCUUGGCUCAGCUUCUUCCCACCCCAGACGGCUCCAAGUCGGAUGGGAAAACGGUGUUGGAGACCUAUGGGACAAAUGUCCAACGAUGCUGGCACGAUUAUGAGGUUCAGAUGGACUCUAUCAAGAAGGACUGGUGUGACUGGGCCCUGAUUAGCAGGCCUUAUAGCUUCCUUCGAGACUGCUUGGAAAAGGGUGCGGAAGAGUUUGGCCUGGGCUUCCCCAAUCCCUGGGCGGAAGAGAUCAUCUUUGAGACUCACCACAUCCACUUUGCCAACUGCUCCCUGGUGCAACCCACCUUCUCAGACCCCCCAGAAGAUGUGCUCCUAGCCAUGAUCAUAGCCCCCAUCUGCCUCAUCCCCUUCCUCGUCACCCUCGUGGUGUGGAGGAGUAAAGACAGUGAAGCGCAGACCUAGGGUGGCAUGAGCUGCUUGGCAGCCAUCUUACUCCUUUCCUCUGCCACCACCUGCUCUCUCCCCUCCCCUCCCUACUUCCUUCUCUGGCUCCCACCCCAACUGGAGAUUCUUCGAUUGGUGGAAAUGGAAGCUGGGUGGGGUCAUCGUGCAAGUUCUGUAAUCUUCAAAAUAAACCUUUCCUUUUUUUUUGUA